UUUCUAUCCGGUUCAGUAGAGACACCUUAUUCAAAAUGGCCGCCAGCUCCUCUCUCGACCAUCUGAGCAACCGUAUGAAGCUGGAGUGGCACUCCAAGCUCAACACGGAGAUGGUCCCCUCCAAGAACUUCCGCCGCACCUCCAUCAUCGGAACCAUCGGUCCCAAGACCAACUCCGCCGAGAAGAUCAACAUGCUCCGCAGAGCUGGUCUUAACGUUGUUCGCAUGAACUUCUCCCACGGUUCUUACGAGUACCACCAAUCCGUUAUCGACAACGCCCGCGAGGCUGCUCGCACCCAGGAGGGCCGGCCUCUGGCUAUUGCUCUCGAUACCAAAGGACCUGAGAUCCGUACCGGAAACACCGUCGGCGACGCCGAUAUCCCCAUCAAGGCUGGCCACGAGCUGAACAUCACCACUGAUGAGCAAUAUGCCACUGCCAGUGAUGACAAGAACAUGUACCUUGACUACAAGAACAUCACCAAGGUGAUUGCUCCCGGCAAGCUCAUCUACGUCGAUGACGGUAUCCUGUCUUUCGAGGUUCUGGAGGUCGUCGACGACAAGACCCUGCGCGUCAAGUGCUUGAACAACGGCAACAUCUCCUCCCGCAAGGGUGUCAACUUGCCCGGCACUGAUGUCGACCUUCCCGCUCUGUCCGAGAAGGAUAUUGCCGACUUGAAGUUCGGUGUCAAGAACGACGUCGACAUGGUCUUCGCUUCCUUCAUCCGCCGCGGCAGCGACAUCCGUCAGAUCCGUGAGGUCCUCGGCGAGGAGGGCAAGGAGAUCCAGAUCAUUGCCAAGAUUGAGAACCAGCAGGGUGUCAACAACUUCGACGAGAUUCUCGAGGAGACCGACGGUGUCAUGGUUGCCCGUGGUGACCUUGGUAUCGAGAUCCCCGCCCCCAAGGUGUUCAUCGCCCAAAAGAUGAUGAUCGCCAAGUGUAACAUCAAGGGUAAGCCCGUCAUCUGCGCUACCCAGAUGCUCGAGUCCAUGACCUACAACCCCCGCCCCACUCGUGCUGAGGUGUCUGAUGUUGCCAACGCCGUUCUCGACGGUGCCGACUGUGUCAUGUUGUCUGGUGAGACCGCCAAGGGUUCCUACCCCGCUGAGGCCGUCAAGAUGAUGUCCGAGACCUGCUUGCUCGCCGAAGUUGCCAUCCCCCACUUCAACGUCUUCGAUGAGCUCCGUAACCUUGCUCCCCGCCCCACCGACACUGUCGAGUCCAUCGCCAUGGCCGCCGUCAGCGCCAGUCUGGAACUUAACGCUGGUGCCAUCGUGGUCCUGACCACCAGCGGCCAAACCGCUCGUUAUGUCUCCAAGUACCGCCCUGUUUGCCCCAUCAUCAUGGUCUCCCGCAAUGCCAAGGCCUCCCGGUACUCCCACCUGUACCGUGGUGUCUGGCCCUUCCUCUUCCCCGAGAAGAAGCCCGACUUCAACGUCAAGAUCUGGCAGGAGGAUGUUGACCGCCGUCUCAAGUGGGGUAUCAACCACGGUCUCAAGCUCGGCAUCAUCAACAAGGGCGACAACAUCGUCUGUGUCCAGGGCUGGCGCGGUGGCCAGGGCCACACCAACACCGUCCGUGUGGUCCCUGCUGAGGAGAACCUCGGCCUGUCUGAGUAAAUUCUCGAUCCCAGGAUACCGGCACUCGACCGGUGGAUGAUGCGAUGAACGACAACGAUUGGAUAAUAACGCGCCAAGGGUGUUGUGCCUCUGGAUAUAUCGUAGCACACGGUCUUCUCUCAUUUUCAAACGCGACGAUGACGGACGACGGAAGACCCCGAGUAGUGGACACCCGACCGCGAGUGUCCACUGGGUCGGGGUUCGUUUCAUGAGUCGGGGCGAGGUAUGACCGAGCCGCACCUGGAGUGCGUGUCGGUUUUUGCUAGACGUCUAUUCUUCUUUUACUCCCCGCCCGCGCGCACUGGAGUGGGAACCAAACUGGAGGUAUCAGUUGUAAUCUGCCUGCCAUCUCUUUUGACCAGAUCGAAAUCUUAGCCAGUUCAUAUUCGGGUGGUAUUUUUCGCUUUGCUCCAGAUGCUGCGAUCCCCAAAAAGCUAAAAUUAAUGAAUUCCUUCUUGCACAUGUCAAUAAUUGAUCUGCUUCAGUAUG
Messenger RNA from Aspergillus fijiensis CBS 313.89, 2105 nucleotides. RefSeq names its product pyruvate kinase CDC19. Lineage: Eukaryota; Fungi; Ascomycota; Eurotiomycetes; Eurotiales; Aspergillaceae. Gene Ontology annotation, cellular component: cytoplasm. The coding region runs from base 36 to 1616 and encodes 526 amino acids. Gene Ontology annotation, biological process: glycolytic process. The transcript has 8 exons. The record is from RefSeq and is a predicted model, not a curated record. Gene Ontology annotation, molecular function: magnesium ion binding; pyruvate kinase activity; potassium ion binding.